AUGGCGAUCAGGAACGGGAAAGUAACCAACAUGUUCAAGCUCCAGAUCCAGGGGGAUGUCAUCCCAUCUAUAGAGAAGAAUCCCAUCAAAUGCCUCGGAAAAUGUGCUUGGUUAUCUGAAGAUGAGGAUCCCGUGAUCACACAGGUCAAUCAAAGAAUCGCUGAUGUCACCGGUCUAGAUCUGGACACAGCAGAGGAGCUCCAGGUCGCAAAUUAUGGGAUUGGAGGCCAGUAUGACCCACAUUAUGACUCAAAGUUGUCAAAUGACUCCGACUUUCAGCUCAGAGGAGGCCGGAUUGCUACUGUCCUAAUCUAUAUGAGUGAUGUGGACAUUGGUGGGGCAACAGUGUUCCCUACCUUCGGAGCAGCCCUUCGGCCAAAAAGAGGUACUGCAGUGUUUUGGUUCAACCUGCUAGCAAAUGGAAAUGAAGAUGGCAGAACUUUACAUGCAGCGUGUCCUGUGUUUGUAGGCAAUAAAUGGGUUGCCAACAAGUGGAUUCGUACUCGUGGACAAGAGUUCAGAAGAAAGUGCUCUACAUCCAAAUCUGACUGAAGUUCCAGUGUAGUCACUCACAAACCUCCAACUGUC
Molecule: messenger RNA, 588 nt
Organism: Xyrauchen texanus (razorback sucker)
Lineage: Eukaryota; Metazoa; Chordata; Actinopteri; Cypriniformes; Catostomidae
Product: prolyl 4-hydroxylase subunit alpha-1
Exons: 7
Coding region: 1-552 (183 amino acids)
Biological process (GO): peptidyl-proline hydroxylation to 4-hydroxy-L-proline
Cellular component (GO): endoplasmic reticulum
Molecular function (GO): procollagen-proline 4-dioxygenase activity; L-ascorbic acid binding; iron ion binding
Source: RefSeq, a predicted model, not a curated record